Messenger RNA from Scheffersomyces stipitis CBS 6054, 1503 nucleotides. It is a transcript of the gene BNA2, whose product is annotated as dioxygenase. Gene Ontology annotation, molecular function: indoleamine 2,3-dioxygenase activity; metal ion binding; heme binding. Lineage: Eukaryota; Fungi; Ascomycota; Pichiomycetes; Serinales; Debaryomycetaceae. The record is from RefSeq and is a predicted model, not a curated record. Gene Ontology annotation, cellular component: cytoplasm. The transcript has a single exon. Gene Ontology annotation, biological process: 'de novo' NAD+ biosynthetic process from L-tryptophan. The coding region runs from base 18 to 1376 and encodes 452 amino acids.
CAACACCAUAAAAACACAUGGCCAGUGUCAUUCCUAAGUUGGAGGAUUACGACGUAUUUCCUCAGUCGGGCUUCUUGCCCCAGAGUCUUCCUCUUGAAAGACUUCCCCAAGCUUAUUACUUGCCAUGGGAGAAUUUGGUCAACAACUUGCCCUCUCUCAUUUUGACCAAGCGAGUCAGGAUUUUGGUGGACAAAUUGCCCCUUUUGACUGUAGACAACUUAGAGUCCGAGGAACAGUACAGAAGAGCCUAUCAAAUAUUGGGUUUCUUGUCGCAUGCCUAUAUUUGGGGAGCCGAUGAACCCAUGAACAAGUUGCCCAAACAGAUUUCCGAGCCAUGGGUUCAGGUCUCUGAACACUUGGGCUUGCCUCCAAUUGCUACCUAUGCUGGUUUGUGUUUGUGGAAUUUCAAGCAGAUUAUCCCCACCGCAGAAGGCGAGGAUAUCUGGGACUUGGACAACUUGACCACCAUCAACACCUUCACAGGUUCUAUUGACGAAUCGUGGUUUUAUUUAGUCAGCGUCUAUUUCGAGCACAAAGGUGCUUUCUGUAUCAAAAUGGGAAUGGAUGCGCUUGAAAGCGCAUAUCGUGGCGAUACUGCUCAGUUGAUCAAGAACUUGCAGAAUUUGGCUGAGUCUAUCGACCACCUUGGCUCAGUAUUGAUGAAGAUGGAAGAGAUGUGUGAUCCUCACGUUUUUUACUUUCGUAUCAGACCCUAUUUGGCCGGUUGGAAGAACAUGGCCGACGUUGGCUUGGACAAGAACGGAAUCAUAUAUGGCUCUGAGACCAAGCCCCGUGCAUAUUCCGGAGGUUCUAACGCCCAAAGCUCGCUUAUUCAAUUCUUGGACAUCUUGCUAGACGUCAAACAUUACUCUACAGGAGAGAGACCUAUUCCACAUCAGAAACAAACCUCACAGGAUGACAGACCCGAGAAUGGGUUCAUGAACGAAAUGCGUAACUACAUGCCCGGUAAACAUCGUGAAUUCUUGCAGAAACUUCAAGAAGCUUCCAAUAUUAGAGACUAUGUAUUGAAGCAUGGAGAUUCGUGCCCCGAGUUGCUCUUGAGUUUUGAUGCAUGUUUGGCCAUGCUCAAGCUGUUCAGAGACAAGCAUAUCCAAAUCGUCACCAGAUAUGUUGUGUUGCAAGCCAAAAAGACAAACAACAUGGGCUCGUCGUCGACGAUGAGAUCUGGCUUGGCCAAAAAGAAGAAAAACGGUGCAGAAGAAAAGGGAACAGGAGGAACCUCAUUAUUGCCAUUUCUCAAACAAUGUAGAGAUGAAACUGGAGAUCCCGCGGCUGGUAACUGGGGUAAGAGAAUUCUCAGCGAUGGUGUAAUGAGAUUAAAGUACUCUAAGCCCAAUGGAAUCAACGAGGAUUAGCUAAUGAGAUACGAUUGAAUGUAGUCAGGAAGGAAAAAAUGGGAAGAAAUGAAGUAUAUAGACAGUAAUUAUAAUAGAAUCAUUCUGCUUCAAAUAACGCAGACUAUGAAAUACACAACUAUGAUGC